AUGUCCAAUUCCAACAUAAAGCAUCUCACCGGAGUUUUCCGAGCAACAGACAACCACAAAGUCACGCGCAACCGAAAGCCUGUCUCAUGUAUAGCGUGUCAGAAACGCAAGUCGAAAUGUGACCGCGGGAAGCCCUCUUGCGGUGCCUGCCACAAGCGUGGCGAUCCAAGAUUGUGUGUAUAUGGAGAUGCAAAUGGAUUCGCAGACAAGGAAGAGAUGCAACUCAAAAUGGCUCAACUUGAAGAAAUCGUGAUGCGUCUCGCCAAGGCUUCAGAAGCUUCAGAUGUCCGUCCCAGCAUUGCAAUGGCGGGGGAUACGAACUUGCCGUCUCCGCAGGUAGUUGAAGAAGGCUCUGAUGCUGCAUACCACGGUGAAACGUCUUGGGAGGCAGUGUUUAAGAGUAUUCACGAUAUUCAGAGUGUUCUUAGUACGCAAGACGAGCCCGAUCAUCACGGCGAGCCUGAGACUUUAUCCUCUGCGCCAGACAUUGCAAUGGGAGGAAUCUCGCCAAUCGCUAUGAGCGAGAUCAUCGACAGCGUCCCAUCUCGUCAAGAAGCCGAUAUUUUUGUCACAGCUUACUUCCAGGCCAAGUUCCUAGCUGUACCCUUCAUUCACGAGCGUCAUUUUUGGCGGCGUUAUGAACUUUUCUGGGCUUGCCCUCACAAUUCCAACUUCUUAUGGCUGAGUAUAAUGUUCUCUGUUCUCAGUCUCGGUACAAUGGUGUGCCAAAUCCAGCAACCACAUCUCCCGCUGCUUCAAGGGCCAGAUUUCUACAUGCAGCGUUCUGCUCGAUGUCUGGGCACGGGGGAGUAUCUCAAAGCUAGACCAUAUUCUGUCGAGGCACUCACACUGUAUGCUCAUGCGGUCAACGCCAGGAGAAAGGACUCGGAGGCUACUAUAUGGUCCCUCUAUUCACUCGCCGUUCGGCUUGCUCAGCGAAGAGGCUAUCACCUCGAUGCGGCGAGAGUGUCCCCAAAUAUCAAACCAUUUGAGGCUGAGAUGAGAAGGCGGACGUGGUUUACUGUACAGACUUCAGAUCUACUUUUCUCCUUCCAGCUCGGCAUGCCUCCUAUGGUUUAUCAGGAAGUCUGCGACGUUGGGCAUCCCCGAAAUUUAUCUGAUGAUGACUUUGACGAGGAUUCGGAAGUGCCCGAGUCUCGCCCCCCAACAUAUCCCACUCCCAUGUUGGCAUGGCAAACGAAAUCUCAUCUCUGCCGUUUACUACGCCGUGUUCUCCGGCAUGUUCUUCGAGUCGAGUCUCCGCCUUACGAGGAAACCAUGGCUCUCCAAGCUGAGUUGGAAGUAUACCACAACAGUGUCCCUGAAUGUUUGCGCGUUCGACCCAUCGCCACUACUCCAUUCGAUAUUCCGGCCUACACCAUUAUGCACAGAUUAAUCAUAGAAGUGUCAUAUCUCAAGACAAUCUGUGUCCUCCACCGACCUUACCUUACUGCCGAGAAGAACCAGGAAAUGUACAAAGCAUCUCGUGAACUCUGUCGAACUGCUGCUCUUCGGAUUAUCGAGAUUCAUCUCGAGUUUGAGCAUGAGAUUCAAGAAGGAGGCCGCAUGUAUGAGGACCGCUUCUUGCUAUCGAGCCUGACUCUGCAUGAUUUUCUCGUCGCGUCUAUGAUUUUAUGUCUGGACCUUCACGAGUCAACCGACAUAACGCCACAAAACCGAAGACAACGCACGCAGAUACUGGAAAACACCUGCAGGACAUGGGAAACUCGAGCGAGUCACUCCAAAGACGCACGAUACGGCGCAAGGGUUAUCCGGGCGAUUCUAAAUCACACCACGACACCAAGUCCAGCAUCUAAAGUGAAGACGGUGGGUAUGAUGAACACAGCAAACUCCCACAGCGAGUCGGCUUCAAGCAGUGAUAUCCAAGACUUUACGAUGGCAGACUUCAAUUACCCCACCGACUGCGAAGAAUUCUUCCCAUUGAACAGUUUCUUUGGCCCUAAUGAUGGCUCCGAAUGGGUCAGUACUGUUUUCUAUCGGUCAUCCCUGAGGCUGCAUACACGGUCGCAUACAGACAUGAACACCGAUGGAUUACUAUGGCAACCAGCCAAGCACAAGAGCUGGGUCAGAACGCGAAAUUGUUGUCAUCGCGAGUGGCCCAGGAACAGGUCGCAUCUUGCAGCCAUUGUUGAACGAAGGAUUUAUUGCAACGUCAUGUAA
Messenger RNA from Fusarium mangiferae, 2181 nucleotides. RefSeq lists its product as uncharacterized. Gene Ontology annotation, cellular component: nucleus. Gene Ontology annotation, molecular function: DNA-binding transcription factor activity, RNA polymerase II-specific; zinc ion binding; DNA binding. Gene Ontology annotation, biological process: regulation of DNA-templated transcription; DNA-templated transcription. Bases 1 to 2181 code for a protein of 726 amino acids. The record is from RefSeq and is a predicted model, not a curated record. NCBI's taxonomy places the organism in Eukaryota, Fungi, Ascomycota, Sordariomycetes, Hypocreales, Nectriaceae. The transcript is spliced from 3 exons.